GUACCAGGUGUUCCGGAAAAUGGUCAAGUUGUGGAUAUUGGCACUGACUGUGCGACAAUACGGUGGGAUGCGCCAAGUGAUGACGGCGGAAGUGCUAUAACCGGUUACGUGGUCGAGAAAAAGGAAGCUUCGAGACGCGCUUUCCAUCGUUUCACUCAGGUGUCUGGCACAACGCUGAUGUGUGUUAUCGAUGAACUGGAAAUGAAUACUGCUUACAUCGUACGCAUUGCCGCCAUAAAUAAAUAUGGAACUGGUGAAUUUAUGGAAUUGUCUCGCUUCCAGACAGCGACACCAUUCUCAGCCCCAACUGUGCAGCGACCACCCAACAUCAGAAAUAUUACCAGUGAGAGUUGCACAUUGGAAUGGCCUGAAGUGCAGCUGGACGGCGGUUCCCCAAUCUACGGAUACGACGUGUUCAUGCGUAAGGAUAAAGCUGCUUGGAUCAAGUUAAACGAGGAAUUGUUGUUCACUCGGCAAUUCACUGUGUCAAACAUCCAGCCUGGACCCGUGUAUGAAUUCAAAAUCGAGGCAACCAACGAGGCCGGCUUAACAUCCAGCUCAAAUAUUCCAUCCGAACCGCUCAUAAUUUCUGCAGCCGCGGAAGAGUUACCGGUUUUGGCCGUACCGAUGGUCGAAGUGGUCAGCAGUGAUACAGUGAGACUGCAGUGGACUGAAGUUGCCGUCGAGAAAUGCAACGUGACGUCUUUUGUUGUGAAAUAUAAAUCGGAAAAAGGAUCAGUUUGGUCGGAGAAGGAAACGGAGCACUCACCUCUUCAAAUAGACGGCUUGAAAGAGGGCGUCUCGUAUCUAUUCAAAGUUGCGGCAAAAAGUGGUCCGACUGUAGGAGAAUUUUCUGAAGAAACAGUACCAAUUCGAGUAGUUGCAGCAAGAAAGCCUGAAAUAACAAAGGGUAUCAAGGAUACGUCAGUAUCCUGCAAACGUGAACUUCGAUUGGAAUGCCAUGCGGUUGGCGAACCCAUACCAGAAUACAUCUGGAGCAAAGAUGGAAAUGAAAUCGUUCCUGCUGACGAUAAUGUUGAGAUUGUGAACGAGGGCUAUAUGAGUGUAUUUUUAAUUCACCACACGACAAUGGACGACGCAGGACUGUAUACAUGUGAAGUCGCAAAUGAUCUUGGCUCUGUGCAUUCCGACGCUGUUGUCACAGUCACUGAAGUGCGUGCACACUUCACCACAUCAUUUCCCGAAUAUCUGGAAGUGGACGAAGGCUCCGAUGCGAUAUUUUCAUGUGAACUUUCCGAUGCUGAUGCAUCCGUUAUUUGGCUGAAAGAUGGGCGGGCAAUAGUGUGUGAUAAUCGGCUAGUCAUUGAACAGGAGGAUGUUGAAAGGCGGCUCACGAUCCGGAACGCAAGACCAGAAGAUUGUGGCGAAUACGAAUGCGCAACAGCCGAUAAGAAGAGUCGAACUCAGGCGGAGCUGGUUGUUAAAGAAGAAGAAGCCCAAAUCAAGCAGGGUCCGCAGGAUCAAGUGGUCACUGAAUUUGGCACCACCCUGGUGCUAACAUGCGAAACGACGAAGCCAGUGAAAAGCGUUAAAUGGUUCAAGAAUGGCAAGGAAAUUUGGUCUCGAUUCCAGAAGUACGCCAUGUCAGUACAGCAGUCAGUGGCUACGCUCGAAGUUUAUAAUUUUGAAGCAAGUGAUCAAGGCGAGUACUCGGUAGCAUUACGCGAAGACGAGAGAAGCGCUCCGGCUAAAGUUGAACUCAAGGUAGUGCCAUUUAUCAAGCUAACUGAGGACAUGGACACUGCUGUGAUGAAAUUGCAUGCUGGCAGCGAUUUCGCUUUUGAACUGGCCUAUGAAGGAUUUCCGGAGCCAACGGCAGAAGCAACCCUAAAUGAACAGUCGGUGGAUAUUGCUCGAUUUCGGAUGCAUACAUACGACGACAAAUUGUCAGUGCGUCUCAGAAAUCUGACCAAACAGGAUUCUGGAUCCCUGAAAAUUAUAAUGGAAAAUGUUGCUGGACGUACGAGCAAAGAGAUUCAGUUGGAUGUUUUAGAUCUGCCUACUGAACCGUUGAAUUUGACAUACUCUGAUUUAACAAGCAGGUCGGUAAUGUUGCGGUGGGAGCGACCACGAGAGGAUGGCGGAUCACCUAUUAAUAGCUAUAUCAUUGAACGAAAAACAACGGGCAUCCAGAGAUGGCGCAGCGUUGGCAAAUGUGAACCACAGCAAUGCAUGUUUCUAGCAGAAGAACUGUAUCCGAGCGAAAGCUAUGGUUUCCGGAUUAUAGCUGUGAAUGAAGUGGGUGAGGGGCCGCCAAGUACUGUCGUUGAUGUAUUCACCAAAAGUGAAAGUUUCGAGCUGGCUGAACUGGCGGAGGAGGCGAGAAUUGUUCUACAAACUCCAAGUCGCCCUGAAGCAACACUUUCCGCAGAUAACCGAAUUGUAUUGCUAACGUGGCGUCUGACAGAGGGAGCUGAUGAAUACAUCGUUGAAAGAAGCGAGCGCGAUAAUGAGUGGAAGCAGAUAGGUGUUUCAACGGAACCGAACUUCGAAGACAGUGUUGAUGAAGACUUGAGCUACAUGUAUCGUAUAAUUGCCAAGAAGGGUGAGCAUGAAUCCAGUCCCAGUGAGCCAACAAUUCAACUGACUGUUCAGCUUCCAGACCUAAUUACUGAAGCUCAGGUGCCGAAAGACGAAGCUGCUGAAGUAGGUCUGAAAGAGGUGCCUGAAACAGUCGAGGAAUGGCAGCUAAUUGAAGAAGAGAAGGCUGAAAAGUUGGAAGCGCAAGCUGCGAAACCGGAAGAGGAGGCUAGACCAGAGAAGGUCCCUAAGAAGAAAAAGAAGUCCGUAAAAAAGGUAACGAAAGAUGAAGUGAAGGGAAAGUUAGAAGCAGAUGAACAAGAAGUUAGGAAAGAAAUGCUGGAAAAGGCAGAUGCAAUAAAGAAAGAGCAAGAAAAGCUGGUUGAAGAGGUCAUUGAACUGAAACGAGAAAUUCAAAAGGAAGAGACAGAAAAGUUUGAAGUAGAGGUUGCGUCGGAGAAGAUAGCUGCAAAACCUCAUGUAGAAGAGCAAGAACAAGUAGCUGAAGAGGCUAAAAAAAUAAUUGAAGAAAAAGCUGAAGCGGAAAAGAAGCGAGAAAUACCUCAAAAGAAAAAGAGGAAAAAGACUGAAGUGAAACCCGAAGAUGAAAAGAAACCAGAAAAGCAAGAUGAAACAGAAAAGGAAAAGGAGAAAGUCGAGUUCAGACCUGAAGCUGAAAAGGAACAGGAACGGCCUCAAGAGCAAAAAAGGAAAAAGUCUGAAGCGGAAUCUGAGGCUGAAAAGAAGGCGGAAGUAGAAACAACACCAGAAGAAAGACCGUUUGAAAAAGUAGUGUCUGAAGAGGAACUUGAAAAAUCAUUUGAAAGGAAGAAAUUAGAACGUGAAAAAUCCGAUGCUGAAAAAAUGCUAGAAGAAAAAGAAAUUAGAUUAGAAGAAGCCAAAGCUGCGAAGGAACUGGAAACCGAGGGUGAAAAGAAGGCAAAACCCGAAAAGAAAAUGGCUAAAAAGAAAGAAGGUAAAAAAGUUGCAAGGAAAGAUAAAAGAGAAGUGAAAUUGGAAGAGCCGGCAAUGCAGGUGCAGCUUGGGGAAGCUGAAGUAGAGAAGAAGCUGGAAAAGCGCGAAAAAUUAGCAGUGAGGCCUGUUGAAAGUUGUAUAAAAAUAGCGUACGGUACGGAGAAUGUGGAGCUAAAGAUUGAGAUCCGUGGUGAGUGCACGAAGUGCUGGUGGACAAAAGAUGCAAAUCUACUUGAUGACGAGCAUGUUGAAACAACCACCAGUAGCUCAGUUUUGCGCAUCGGAAGUGUAGAUGAAACUUAA
Gongylonema pulchrum is the source of this 3819-nucleotide messenger RNA. The record is from the annotation of a GenBank genome assembly. Lineage: Eukaryota; Metazoa; Nematoda; Chromadorea; Rhabditida; Gongylonematidae.